AUGCAUCCGUUCGAUAACGUAUUUGUGCCGUUGCCCAGGUAUCGCAUAGCCAUUUGCAGUUCGUGCCACAACGCCGUAUUCCCCAGUUCGAUCAAGACGCACGUUAAUACACACCAUUUUUAUUUACCAGUACGGCAUCGGCAACAGAUCAUCCAGCGAGCGGUAGAAUUGGAAAGACGCGGCAUUGUAGGGUCAGAUGUAAGCGGAAUCCAGUUCCCAAGCCCGGGGGAUCCCGCCGUCCCGGGUUUGCCAGUUUGGCCCGAUGGAAAGAAGUGCAUAGUUCCCGAACCAGACGGCCACCCGUGCGGCCAUAUCCGGCGGACGUAUCGCGGCAUACAAGCGCAUUGCCGAGACGCACAUGGUUGGACCAACGUGCGCGCACGUGGAAGGCCGUCGGCCGGUGUUUCACCAGGCGGCGAAGGGGACGUAUGGGUCGACAGCAUACAUUGCCAACAAUUCGGCAAGACGGGCACGUUGCAGCGGUUGUUCGAAGUGACGCCAGCACAAGCAUCCACAUCGACAAUGGAAGGCAGCGUGCAUCAAAGCCAUCCGGACUCAGCAAAGCAGAUAGUAGCCCAGUUUAACGAGUUGGCCAACACCGUCAAAGACAACGACCAAAAAGCGGCGGCGGUGAUCGGCGAGCAGUCGAGGUUUUCCGCCAACAUGUGGGUUCGCCGGACCGGUUGGCCCCGGCAUUUACAAGGAUUCGACCGCGAGUGGUUGGCCGGCACCGCACAGCCACGAGACCCGGAAAAACGGGAGGAGAGGAAUCGAAGGAAUACAGAAGACAAAGGUAAGGACAAAGGUAAGGACGAAGGAGCGGCAACCGAGAAGGCGUUAGCCCGUGUUUUAUUGGCGGUAGAACGGGUUAUAUGGCGGGCCCAGCGUGCAUCCCGGGUCGAGAUAGUUGGGUCGACGGCCAUCAAUUAUAUCAGCAGGCGUGAGGCGGGUGGUGAUUCGAACGAAAAGCCGUUUCACGCAGAGCAAAAGGGCCAGACGAUGGAACGGUACACCGAAUCGUGGAAGGCGGUAGUGGCAUACGUGUGGCGGACGUCCCAUUUGAAACCGGCAGACGCAGCCGAGGCAGCAAAAACGACGGGGUCACGGGGAGAUGGGGAAACAGACGCCGAGUCGGAGGAUGAAUGGGACGACGAUUCGAAAAAUGGUUGGAACACCCAAGCCAGGCACAGAGAGGGGAGCACCCAGAACCAGCGGCCGGCAUACCAUUUCACCGCAUACCAGGCCAAGGUGUGGAAGCAGUUGCAAGAAGUUGCGUACGCAUGUGUGGUGGCGGAGAACCCGGCGGAGGACCCGGACCCGUAUAAUAGCCAAGACACAAAUGGGGAUCGGUGUUGGGAAGACCCGGUAUCGAGUCCGGGGAUAAGUGAUGAAGAGACGGGAGAGGAAUUGAGCGAGCAGAGAGGCCCGCGGCGGAGCCCCGAUAUAUGUAGCCACGAUCGACCCCAAGGUCAGGAUAUGCGAGCGUUGGAGCGAGACGUUUUGGAAUUUUUCAUCGCGUUAUUGGACCAUAACAUCGGCGACAACGAGUAUCAGAACGCAUUAUACAGCGGGUUGGCCGUAUUAGGGAUCCAGGUCGGGCACGGGUGGAGGAGCGCAUUGGUUUACACGCCCCGGUUGUCCGCCAUUGUAACGGUGGCCCGGAUGUUGGUAUUAUACAAGGCCAAACAGGAGCGGGACGACGAGGUCGAGCAGCGUCGAGCCGGAGGCGAAACGCAGCAGGAGGCGCAGCAGAACGCAAGGAGUCAUUUCGACCGGGUCCGAGAAAUGGUCCAGCGGUUCAUGACCAUCGUGGCGUUCGACGGGCAGCCGUCGCCAAUGGAUUCGAUAUUGCGGUUACGAGCGUACGGCAAGGCGAUCCGGGCCAACACCAACGCAGACGGCGUAGUCGAUUGGCACGGCGACGAGUUGUUGUACGGGCACGUGCAGUUCAGCAUGGCGUCGUUGCGGAUGAUGGUACACGGGUUAUUGCAUUCGACACGGGCGCAGUUGCGGCAGGAGGUAUUGUUAUUAGAGACCGACAGCGAGGGCGAGACCGCCGAGGGCGAGACCGCCGGGGGUAUGCCGCAGAUCCAGUGGGAUCGAUUGGUCGAUAACGCGGCCGAGACCCGGGCAGGGUGGAGUUUUGUAGAUGACCGGCGGAACCACGACGCAUGGAACGGCGUGGACGGGAAGAUGUGGUUAGCCGGCCGCGUGGCAGCCGAGGAGCGGUUACGGGACCAGUUUAUCGAGGCCGGCAGCGAGACGAGCGGAGGCACAGGGAUGCGGUGGAAGAUGGACCGAGUCCGCCAGUACGCAGAGUCCAUGAAAUCGUUCCGGUCCAAGUUGUUGGUGUUAAUGCAUAUGAGCGGGGGCCAGCCGGCGAGAGGGACCGAGUUGGUCACGGUCCAGUAUAAGAACGGCGUGGACGGGGAUAUCCGGGGGGUUGUUUAUCGACGACGGAUCGGUCGUGUUUGUCACCAUGUACAGCAAGACCAUGGGGAUGAGUGCAAAGGCCAAGGUGAUCCACCGGUAUUUGCCACGGGAGGUGGGGGAGUUGGCCGUAUAUUAUGUAUGGUUGGCGGUCCCAUUUUGGCGGAUGGUGGUUGCGGGCGCCAGCCAUGGCAAGGCGGAUUGGGGCAGUCCGUACAUAUGGGAGCCGCGGAAAGAGGCGGCGUGGGCAUUUCCGGGCGGGGAGGAAGAAGAACAGGGGCAGGAGCACGACCACGGGGAAGGCCGGAGGCGAAAGCGGAGAGGGUAUGGUUCGUCACGAUCCGGAAGAGAAGCGAAGAGACGUCGGGUUCGAGGGCCGUCCGCGGCAGGGGCAGUUAUGGCGACCAUAAUCGACGAGGUGGACGAAGCGGAAGAAGGAGAGGGCGGUACAGACGGGUAUAG
Messenger RNA from Podospora pseudocomata, 2892 nucleotides. RefSeq lists its product as uncharacterized. Lineage: Eukaryota; Fungi; Ascomycota; Sordariomycetes; Sordariales; Podosporaceae. The record is from RefSeq and is a predicted model, not a curated record. Bases 1 to 2892 code for a protein of 963 amino acids. The transcript has a single exon.